AACUGGCCAGGUUUAGUCACUGUGGGGGUGGUGACAGAGAGGCAGCAAUCAAGGAUGGCUUUCAAGAUCUUUGGCCCAAGCUGCUGGGUGGAACGUGGUGCCUGUCACUGAGUCCAGCAGCACAGGUGGAGGGGCAGGCAUGCCGAGAGUGGGGAUGGGUGGGUUCACUUUGGGACAUGCAGAGUAGUACUUGCUAUGGGACUCAGCAACUUAUGACUUGAAUGACUUCGCAGAGCUGAUCUAAUCUCUCUGUGCCUACCGUGCCUCAUCUGUAAUAGGAGAAUAAGAAUAAUUAGAAAAAAUUACUGAUUUGUUUCAUUUGUUGAGUCUAGGAGACAGUUCUCCUUUUAUACCACAGAGUGGUAUUUUCUUGUCAGGUCCUCCCAGGUAAAAUGGGAAUGUCUCAACUUGCCCAUACAGUGGCUUGAUUUUACCUAUCUGCUUUUGGUAUCACCACCAUUCGGCAUUUAUUGCCAAUACUAAAAAACAAAACAAACAAACAAAAAAAACAUAAAUUCAAAGUAACUGGUGUUUAUUAUCACGUGUGUGCCAUAAUGGCCUAUCAGCCUGUCUCUCAGACAAACAUACUCUCCCUUCAAAUCCUCUAAUCUUCCUCUUGAAGCCCACCUCUCCUUCCAGGGGAUGGGGUAGGGCCUUUGGGACCCAAGUUCUCUAACACACUCUUUUCUGGGAAGUCAUCUCCAACUGCCUAGGAUGCUGGAUGGGAGGAGGUGAGUGCAACGAGCCUGUGGGGUUGUCAGUUGGCGCAGGAAAUCUGUAGAUUCAGGGAGAGGAUCAAGCCACAUGUAUGGAUUUGGAAAUGACAGUGUAUGGCUGUACAGCACGAAGGGGAUGAAGUCACAGACACCUGGAUUUAAAUUGAGACUCCACCAUUUUUUAAAUAUCUUCUGUGACUUUGGGAAGGUUACUUAACCUCUCUGUGGCUCAGUUACUUCAUUUGUAUAAUGAAAUGAUGAUAAUAUUCUGGGAUAAUAGUUCAUGUUUCCUUCCUUCACUUAAACCACAAAAAUAUUACUUUUUGAGAACUAUAAACUCUGUUCACGGGGUGUCUUCUUCCAGGGUUAAAAAGGAAUCUAUUAUUCAUGUAUCUGCUAGGACAAACGUUGCAUGUCGCUUGACUCCUGACAUACGCCACGGUAAAGAAAUCUCUGCACACUUUCGUGUUCUGGGAAAUCGUUGACCACAAAGGACCAAUAUUAUCCAUGGGACUUAUAUAAGGGAUGCUGCCUGUCCACUCUGUGCCAUGGCUCCCAGAUGGCCGACCCAACCACUCCCUGUUCUUUUGUCUCAGAAAUGAUUCACCUAGACGAGACGUCUGUCCUCCUGAAAGCAGCUAGGCACAGAGAGAAACAUUCCCUGUUCAGCUGGCUGAGACUUCCGCUGAUUACAAAAACAACCCCUGCCCCAUAAAUCUCCCCACUAAAACCGGUCUACUCCUUCCUGUGAAAGUGAAAGACACCCCCCGGCUCCACGCUUACCCCGACAGUGUGGUUUCCCCUUCUGGGGCGCUCUCCCUACGGCAGUAGCCUGAAUAAUUUCAAUGUCUUGAAUUGUUUGGUUUUUGUCUUUAAAGGGUGCCUGUACCGCUCAUGCAAACACAGUAAAUAACGAAAAUGAAACGCCAGGUAUCGGUUCUCAGAGGCGCAACCUAAGGCAAAUCUCCCAGCCAAUCAUAGGAGAAAUCGGCCUCCUCCCGUGUCUCCAGCCCAGUUCCCUCGUCCCUCGCCCAUGAAGUCACAUCCGCUUCCUGGAGUCUCUCCCAUAGCCUCCGGAAGCAUUCGUCCAGUUCAUGAGACACGCUCCCGAAAGGGCCGCUCCAGGAACGCUGCGGCGCACUUCGGGAAAGUGCGGCCUCCACACCUUCUCUGUCUCAGCCGAGCUGGGCGGCGUGGUUCGCGACAAAACACCCAGCCGCUCUCACAUAGACGCCCACUCGCUCCCUCUCCCAGCUCCGGCGGUUCGCGGCAGCCAAUCGAAGAUCCAGUUUCUGGCCUGCGUCGCAUCCCUGUGACGCCGGCUCAACCCCGCCGACGCCAGCUUCCGCGCUGCGGCCCUUCUAGCCUGUCGGUGGGCGGCUCCUCCCGGUUGUCUUAACCCUUCAAUUCAGAGCUGGCCGCGCUGCGUUUCCAGGGCAGAGGAAACGAGGCGCCGCGCUGGCGCCUGGACGGCUGGAACCGGCUCCGGAGCGAGAACGCGCGUGAGAGAGCCCGAGAGAGACGGAGAGCGAGCGAGCGAGCGCGCGGGAGAGACUGAGAGCGGGGGCGGGAGGAGGGGUGGGUGGGAGAGACUUUCAGAGAGACAGGGCGAGAGGCCGAGACCGAGGCUGUCCCUAGCACAGGCUGGGGUGUCUUGGGACUCGAAUCCCUGGGUUGGGCCGGCUGGGAGCGGGGCUUUGGGAGGAAGCGGGUGGUUUUCCCCGUCGUCCAUAUCUCGCCAGUAUGAGAAUGGCGGUCGUGCACUCUGGGGGUGGCGUUGUUCUCUUUCUCUGCUUGGGGGUGGCUCUUUUUCAGCGGAGAAAGAGGAUCCCGAGACGCCGCGGGCAUUCGUAGCCGGCCGGGCUGCACUUGGGCUAGGAUCAUGUUCAACGGGUUCAGAAAUCACCGUGUCCUUGGCAUCACCUCCCUCCCCACCUCCUCUCCCACCGCACAGCAGGAGACACAGUGACUGGAGGGUUUUCAAGGAGGACUGCAUUGCCUCUAUUGAAACAAACCGUCCGACAGACCCUUUCUUGGACGUGUGACAGAGAGACGGUCAUGAUGUGACAUAUGAGUAGACAUGCGUUUAAUGGGCGCUGUGAUUCCUGCAUUCGUGCUCAAUGAAUGGUCCAGGCCAUUUGUGUCCAGUAGCCGCACAAGCUACAGGGUCUCAUGUUUAGAGAAGGAGGGCCUCUCCGCCGUCCACCUUGCUGGAGUACAGGCGACCCUGGGCGGUAGCCCUCUGCGCCAUCAGAAAUGUGGUGCUCUGAGUAGGCACAGAUUUCCAUUUGCAUCUCCAGUACCAUUUCCCUCUACUAACAUAUCCCUGUUGGGUGCGUUGGAUUUGUGCGUGGGUGUGAGGGUAGUUUGGUAUGUUUGCUCGCAAAAGGAAAAGUGAAUGGCCUUCCUUGGCUGAGCUUAUCAGGGCGCUAGCAGUGGUGAGAGAAAGGAUUACUGUAUUCUUAGGAGCAGAAUCUUUACACCUCCCUGUAAAACGGGCAGUGUGUCUUGACCUAGAAUGCUUUGGCAUUUAAUAAAAUGUCCUGUGAAUACUUUCCAUAGGGAAGCACUGUUUUUACUGUUUCUGGUUGGACAGUGGUUAUAUUUCAAAUCGUAGUUCAGAAUUCGUGAAGUACCCAAAUUAAAUCUCUACAUGGCAGUAAUUCAUUUCCUUUCCUUAGUGUGUGGUUGGAAGAUUAAUUUGAGAUAAGUGUUCACUUCUGGGCUGGGCAAUCGUGCCGGGCACGGGAAAUUUAGGUUCUUUAAGGGAAAGGCCUGAUGUGCUAAAAUGAAAUCUAAACCAUAUUUAGCCGCUUAUGAGAAUAUGAAGGUAAGGAGAGCCACAGGUAAGUAUAUGUCUGUGAAUGCGAAUUAAAACGGGUGACAAUAUAAAGAGAGAUUGGUGUCACAAAUAGUGAAGUGGCUUUUGUAUUUCAGCAGACCUCAGUGAGAAUUGGUCACCACCACUCCCUAGGUGUGUGACCUUGAGUGAGUUGCUUAACCUCUCUGAUCCUGUUACCUCAUCUGCAACUGGGGAUGAGAAUAUAUAUCAUAGCAAGCCCUGGGAGAAGCUGUUCCUGGCCACCUGGGCUAUGGUGGUUUUGACUUCUUCUGUGUCAGAAGUACCCCCGUCUCAUGCCUGCCAUAGUUGUCUUUUUGUUUUGUUUUGUUUUGUUUUGGGGGAUGGUCUCACCUGUCACCCAGGCCGGAUUGCACUGGCCUCAACCUCCUGAGUUCAAGUGAUCGUCCUACCUCAGCCUCCCUAGUAGCUGGUACCCCAGGUAUGCAGCAUCAUGCCUGGCUAAAUGUUAACAAUUUUUUGUGGAGACGGUGAUCUCGCCCUGUUGUUCAGGCUGGUCUCAAACUCCUGGGCUCAAACAGUCCUCCCGCCUCAGCCUCCAAAAGUGCUUGGAUUAGAGGCGUGAGCCACCAUUCCUGGCUCCUUGGACAAUAUUUUAUUCCUCAGACUGAGAUGUCUCCUUGGGAUGGGGCUGCAUUGGAUAAUUCACUGAAGGCACCGCUGAAUGGAGUGGGCCCUCAGUAAAUACCUGGAGGAAUGUGACCUGGCCAGUGAGGUUAUUUUCUUUUGUAGGUGAAAGGUGUAGCAGUCACUCGGCCUACACCCACAGCAUCGGCCUCGUGAAUCCAGCGACCUGACUGCCUUGGGAGAAUUGAAGCGAAUGAGAGUGGGGAGUGUGAGAGGUGCGUUCGGUGCAGCAUUUCUGGCAUGGGAACAGAACUGGCCAGGAGGAAGUGACGUCUGGGUUCUGCCCACACACGUUCCUCGCUACCUUCUUGGUGUCUGAGAACCUCCAGCUUCAUCUCCUUUUCUGGACCCGAGGGCCUGGCGGAGCUUCCAGCUGGGACCAGACCUCCAUGGAUCCACUCCAGAAACGGAAUCCAGCAUCGCCUUCCAAAUCUUCCCUGAUGACAGCUGCAGAGACUUCCCAGGAAGGUCCAGCGCCCUCUCAGCCUUCGUACUCAGAACAGCCGAUGAUGGGCCUCAGUAACCUGAGCCCCGGUCCUGGCCCCAGCCAGGCCGUGCCUCUCCCAGAGGGGCUGCUCCGCCAGCGGUACAGAGAGGAGAAGACGCUGGAAGAGCGGCGGUGGGAGAGGCUGGAGUUCCUUCAGAGGAAGAAAGCAUUCCUGCGGCAUGUGAGGAGGAGACACCGUGAUCACAUGGCCCCCUAUGCUGUUGGGAGGGAAGCCAGAAUCUCCCCGUUAGGUGACAGAAGUCAGAAUCGAUUCCGAUGUGAAUGUCGAUACUGCCAGAGCCACAGGCCGAAUCUUUCUGGGAUCCCUGGGGAGAGUAACAGGGCCCCACAUCCCUCCUCCUGGGAGACACUGGUGCAGGGCCUCAGUGGCUUGACUCUCAGCCUAGGCACCAACCAGCCCGGGCCUCUGCCUGAAGCGGCACUCCAACCACAGGAGACAGAGGAGAAGCGCCAGCGAGAGAGGCAGCAGGAGAGCAAAAUAAUGUUUCAGAGGCUGCUCAAGCAGUGGUUAGAGGAAAACUGAGACGUGCACCCACAUGGGAUGGAGACCCAAAGGGACUCAGACGGAGCCGCCGUGUUGGCAGCGCCUGGGUGUGGGCCCAUUUUGGGGACCAAACAGCAAGCUGUGGUCGGAUGAGUGCCAGGACCUGUGUACCGGGACACGUGGGAAUCCUCCCAGCAUGAUGCUUGACCGACCCGAGGAAGGUCCUCAUCUUUCGUGCCUGUCAUUCUCGGAUGGCUGUGAGACAUUCCUUGGCAAGGGACGCUGCGUACCAGCGGUCCUUGCCGCAUCUCACAUGGCUCCUGUGAUGCAUGUUGUCGCUUUCCCACCCGGGAUCUCCAUCUCUCUUCCCUUCCUGCUGUCAGUAAGAGAUCACAUGUCUGUGUAGUGUGAAUGCCUUGUCGCUGUCCCGUGCUUUUGCACCAUUGGGUUGACUGCCUCUGAGAAGCAGCACUAGGCCUGUUGAAAUGCAAUGUGCUGCCCUGAGAUCCAGUUUCAAGAAUGGGCAGCUAAACACAGUGUGGGAAAGGAAUGUGGAAUGAGAACUUGGUGGUUCACCGCUGUACUAUUUGCGUAAAUGUUUAUGUAUGUGAUAAGCUACAUGUAUGUAAAUGUUGCAAUACCCCUAACAGUCGAGUAGUAUUCUCCCUUACAGGAAUUUUUGACGGGGUUCCUUAUCAUCAAUACCAAAUAAAUAGAUGUAGGAAUGGAAAA
Symphalangus syndactylus (siamang) is the source of this 5927-nucleotide messenger RNA. RefSeq names its product family with sequence similarity 156 member A (gene FAM156A). NCBI's taxonomy places the organism in Eukaryota, Metazoa, Chordata, Mammalia, Primates, Hylobatidae. The record is from RefSeq and is a predicted model, not a curated record.